Messenger RNA from Ostreococcus tauri, 1434 nucleotides. RefSeq names its product WD40/YVTN repeat-like-containing domain. The record is from RefSeq and is a predicted model, not a curated record. Gene Ontology annotation, cellular component: cytoplasm; U2-type catalytic step 1 spliceosome; Prp19 complex. Gene Ontology annotation, biological process: DNA repair; protein ubiquitination; mRNA splicing, via spliceosome. Bases 1 to 1434 code for a protein of 477 amino acids. The transcript is spliced from 2 exons. NCBI's taxonomy places the organism in Eukaryota, Viridiplantae, Chlorophyta, Mamiellophyceae, Mamiellales, Bathycoccaceae. Gene Ontology annotation, molecular function: protein binding; ubiquitin protein ligase activity.
AUGUUGUGCGCGAUCAGCGGCGCGGCGCCGGUGCGCGCGGUGGUGACGCGACGUGGGAUCGUGUACGAACGAUCGUUGAUCGAGAAGGUGAUCGAGGAGCGUGGGGAGUGCCCGGUGACGAAGGAACCGCUGCGCGUGGAUGAUUUGAUCGAGAUUAAGCCGCAGGCAUGGGUGAACCCGAGACCGGAGGCGAUGAUGUCGGUGCCGGGGAUGUUGCGGGCGUUUCACGACGAGUGGGACGCGCUCAUGCUGGAGACGCACUCGUUGAGAAAGGAGCUGCAGAUGACGAGGCAGGAGCUGUCGCACGCGUUGUAUCAACAUGAUGCGGCGUGCCGAGUGAUUGCGCGAUUGAUGAAGGAGAGGGAUGAGGCGCGAGACGCGCUGGCGAAUGCGAAGGGAUCGGCCAAGCGGAGCGCGGAGGACGACGCCGAGCCGGCGCCGAAAAAGGUGAAAUCUGGAGUCCCGGCGGAUAUUAUGGAGAAGAUGGACGCGUGUUUGAAGGAGCUCUCUAGCGCGCGCAAGAAGCGCGAAAUUUCGAGUACGUUGGCCGCAUCGGGAGACUUUGACGGCUACACCGCCACGGUGACCUCAGCCGUGCACAAGACGACGAGCGGCGGCAUCAACGCGGUGGCUAUAAAGAAGGGUGACGAUUACAUCAUUGCUUCUGCGAGCAACGAUCACACGGUGUCUGUUUUCGACAAGUCAAGCUCUCAGCGAGUGCAACAACUCGUCGGACACUCGAAGAAGGUGCUCGACGUCAAGUUCGUCGGCGACAACGUGCUGUCCUGCGGCGCAGACAAGCUUGUCAAGCUUUGGGGAGCCGAUGGUUCCGAGCUCGCGACGUUUCGCGAUCACACGGAUGAUGUUACGAGCGUUAGUGUACACCCUUCGAACAGUUACUUCGUCUCCACGUCCACGGACAAGACCUGGGGGUUCCAUGACAUUGGCUCGGGGUCAUGCGUCACCUUGGUGAACGACGACUCGGACUCUGCCAUCGCGUGCGGAAGCUUCCAUCCGGACGGCGUAAUUUUAGGAACAUGUACGAAAGAUGCAGCAGUGAAGCUCUGGGACGCGAAGGAAGGCCGCAAACUUCUGCAAUUGGACGGUCACACAAGCCCGGUCGAAGGAUUGUCGUUCUCGGAAAAUGGCUAUUAUCUCGCCACUGCAGCAAAGGAUGGGGUGAAGGUUUGGGAUCUUCGAAAGUCUAAGAUCGUGCAUGAGAUCCAGGGUGCGGCACACGGCGUCGCUUUCGAUCACAGCGGCUCGUAUAUCGCAAAGGCUGGAUCCAACGCGGAAGUUUACCAAGUCAAGGGCAAGUGGGAGAAGCUCGCCGAGUUGAAGGUUGCCAAGACCGUCAAAGCCGUCGCCUUCGGCGAAGACGCGCGUUCCAUCGUCGUCGGUAGCGCCGAUCAUAACUUGCGCGUCUUCGCGUAG